Messenger RNA from Penicilliopsis zonata CBS 506.65, 1221 nucleotides. RefSeq lists its product as hypothetical. Bases 1 to 1080 code for a protein of 359 amino acids. The transcript is spliced from 9 exons. The record is from RefSeq and is a predicted model, not a curated record. NCBI's taxonomy places the organism in Eukaryota, Fungi, Ascomycota, Eurotiomycetes, Eurotiales, Aspergillaceae.
AUGUCGUCGCAGAUCGCACAGGUCCGACAAACGGAUUCUGAAACGACCCGAGAACAAUGUCAAGCCCAUUUAGGCCUACGACUUUACAUCCCUAACAUUUUUUCAUCUAUUAUGGCUGCUGACCCCGUCGUGAACAUUCAUUAUGAUGGCGUCAAGAGCGAGUGCGCCGCAGCAAUCAAAGACUUAUUUCACCUAGAUGGGUCUGCAGUGGAGUUAUAUAAUAAGGCAGAUUUUGCCUACCUUUGCGCUAUCUGGGUCCCUUACGCGGACAAGGAAGCACUUCGAACACUUACUGAUUGGCAGUAUUGGGCAUUCAUGUUCGAUGACCGUUUUGAUGAAGGUCCUCUUAAAGAUGAUCCAAUUCGGGCUAGGGAGGUGGUCCGACAGACACUUUCCAUAGUCGAAAAUGGCGACACUGCCGUUGGCGAAGAGGACGAGCCGUUGAUGUAUCUCUUCAAAACGAUUUGGCUUAGAUUUAAGAAGGCUAAACAGCAGGCACGUUUUAAACAGUACCAUCAAAUUUGGUUUGAUGGUUUAUUGGAACAAGUGCAGUCUGUCAAGGAAGACACUUGGCUUUCGAAUCCAAUCGAUGAAUACAUGCAACGUCGCAGAAUCACCUUGGGAGGAUUACCAAGUUUCGUUAUGAUCGAAUACCGCUGUGACAUUCAGCUUGAUCAAAAACUCAUUGACCAUGCGUCUAUCCAAGAAUGUAUGCGGAUUUCUAUUGAUCUCAUGAUUCUCUCCAACGAUAUUCUCUCAUUACCAAAGGACUUGGAGCAGGGAGUUGAUAUCGAUCUUAUCGUACUUCUGAAACAACAGCACUUUUCGGAACAGGCUGCUGUCGAUUUACUUGAUCAAAAAAUCAAUGCGUGCUAUCAAGAUUGGCAUCUAGCAUUAUCAAAACUUCCGCCAUAUGGAGAGGCUACUGACAAAGAGCUACUUAAGUAUAUCGACUGUUGCCGGAACAUGGCAUUGGGCAAUGCACAUUGGAGUUUCAAGUCUGAGCGAUACUUCGGAAGGGAAGGAGAAACGGUGCGACAGAAACGGUAUUUUGAUUUACCAUGCGGAGUGAGAGCUUAAAUAUACCACUCUGAUAAUGAGAGCAUGAGAGUGGACCAUGGAUUUAUGGGAGAGUAUUCAUCACAUGCCCCAUCUAUUACCGGGUUUAGGGUUUUCGGUCAGGGUUAGCGGGAAAAAUACUAUCAGAUACUGAGAGGACAG